UAAGUGUGCCUCGGUAGAGCUGCGUGAAGUGCCAACGAAGGGCGGACUCAUCCUGGCUCCCGCGGCUGACGCCUCCGCUUGCGGACCGUGAGGGGAGGCUGCUGCUGGCUUGACGCCUGCGCGGAGGGGCGCAGAGCAGCGCAGCGAUGGAAUCUUCGGCCUUCAAAGUUGUGUGCGACUCCUGUGAUGCGAAGCUUGCGACUGUCUUCUGCCACUCAGACGGCGCGUUCCUGUGCCCACAGUGCGAUGCCCAAGUGCACAGCGUCAAUAAGUUGGCGCAGCGGCACGUGCGCGUCCCUUGCCAGUCCUGCCCGGUAUGGGCCUACCGGGAGGCCAAGUCGCGAGGAAGACUCCUGGACAUGCCCCUGGCGGCAUGCCUGACGCGCAACCUGCAAAUGGACAUCUUCGACGGCGCCACCCCAUGGCCCGCCACGGCCACCAACCCGAGCAGUGCGGCCACAGGCGCCAUGGGCACCCCACAGUCCGACACCUCCAGCCCGCAACCCACGACGGGCCUGCAACCGCAGGCCGCCUCUCCCGGCAGUGAGGCGCCCUCCGCCGCGCCCAACACUCACGCUGCCGCCGCGUGCGCGUCAUGGCCGCGUAACGGUGGUGCGCUGGCCGCGGCGGCCUCCAACACGCAGGCGGUGCCGCAGCCCAGCCUCGGCGAGCGGCCCAUGUCACCGGAAGAUCCGAUCGACGUGGCGCGCAACCCGCUGGCCAUGUCGCCGUUCUCCACCUGCAGCGGCACGCUGCAGGCCGCGGCCUCGGCCGGCCCUUCGGUGCCGGCACACGCGCAGGAGCGGUGGAGCCAGCAGGGCGUGGCGCAGGCGCACGGCUCCGCCGCGGCCGCACCUGGACAGCUGGCGGUUGCGGCCGCGUCUCAGCAGUCGUUACAGCGGGCCGCCAGUCAGGAGCUGAUGGACGCGGUGGACAGCAUGGACGUCGCCAUGCUGCUGGACACAUUCGGCGCGCCGCUGGACAAGGUGCAGGAGCAGCAGCAGCAGCAGCAGCAGCAGCAGCGCAAGCAGCCGCCUGCGCCACAGAUGUCCGGCAAGCAGGCAACAGACGCCCUGCUGCAGCGGCAACAGCAACAGGAGCAGCUGGUGCAACAGGCCCAAGCGCAGCAGCAGGCCAUGCAAUACGCCGCAGUCGCGGCAGCUGCGACAGUACAGCGACAACAGCAGCAAGUGAUGCCGCAUUCGCUGCAGCAGCAGCAGCUGCAGCAGCAGCAGCAGCUGCAGUCCACUGCGCUCAUGUCUGCGGCUUCCACGUCUUUUCCCGGCGCUAUGCAGCAGCCGCUGGCGGCGGCCGCCGGCUGGCCCUCAAUUGCGCAGCAGGCUCAGGCCCGGGCCCAGAUGCAGAUCCAAGUGCAGGUGCAGCCGCUCCCGCAGUCGCAGUCACAGCCGGAGCAGCAACACCAGCAUCAGCAACAGCUGCUUCAGAUGCAGCUGCAGCAGCGGCAUGCACAGGUCGCAGCCGCUGCAAACCUGGCGCUGACCGCCUCAGAGCCCAUGGCGGUGCCGGGCCAGCGCCAGGCGUUCGCCAUGCGGUCCCUGUCCGGCCUGUCCUGCGUGUCCAGCAGCCACAACAACGAGGGGCCGCAGCCGCUGGGCUCCGCGCGCAGCAGCAACACCGUGCUCAUGCAGUCGCUGGAGCAGCAGAUGGGCGCGGCCGCAGGGAACAUUGGCGGCGGCGUGGCCGUGACGCUGUCAGGCGUGGCGGCAAGCCUUCCGGCGGGCAUGUCCGACCUCGCUGCCAUGCAGCGCCUGCAGCCGGUGCAGCAGCACCACCAACAGCACCAACAACAGCAGCAGCAGGCGGCAGUGGCGGCGUUGGCGGCGGCGCAGCAGCAGGUAAAUGCGCUGCAGCGCUCAUCCACUGGCCCCUGCGACGUGCCGCGCACGUCGCCCAUCGCCAUCGGCUCCGGAAUGAAUGCCGCAGCCCUGGCAGAGGCAGCGGCGCGGCGCAACGCCUCCCUGCGCGCCGGGCUUGGCCUAGGCGUGGGGCUGUCUGAUCCCGGCACGGGCGGCGGCCUGCGCGGCCUUUCGCUUGCAUCCAGUCUUCCGUGCGGCUCAGCCUCCGGCACCUCCGGCUCUGGACUGGCUAACGCAGCCGCCGGGCUGGGACCGGCCGCCGGCUCCAUGACGGCGUUUGCCAUGCCGCCGCCGGCGUCAGCUGCAGCCGUGGCGGCCGCCGCAGCGCAGCACCAGCAGCACCAUGCUGCUGUCUCGCAGGUGCUGCCGCCAGCCGUCAACCUGAUGUCCGGCAUGCAGGUGAACGCGAACGCGGGCGGUGCCAACAUCGCCGGCAUGGCGCGCUCCGUGGGCGACGCCUCGGCGGGCGGCAGCUUCGGCACCGUGCCCAUUGCGCCCAUAUUGGGCAGCGGCGGCUCCACCUCCGUCAGCCCCAACUGCAACAGCGCCUGCGCCGCCAACACCCUCGCCGGCGCGAACAGCGAGCUGGGGGCCCUGGGGGCCGGCGGCGGCGGCGGCAUGCUGGGCGGCCUGUCGCCGCAGCAGCUUGCCGCCUGCGCUGUGCUGCCGGGCUCCGCGCCGCCGGCUCUGGGGCUGGCCACCUCACUGUCCAUGGUGGCGAGCCGCGGCGGCUCAUGCGAGCUCAGUGACGCGGCGCUGACCACGCGCAUCAGCAGCGACGGCCUGGACGUGCUUGCCGGCAUGGGCAUGGGCAGCCUGGGCUGCGCGGCCGGCAUGUUGGGCAUGAGCGUCGCCGAGGCGGAGGGCCUGAUGUCUGGUGGUGCGGGCGGCGAGGGUGGCAACAAGUUCCGCCACAAGCGUGUCAUGCGGAUGAAGGCCAUCGCUGACGGCGCCAAGAAGGUGCGCGCCGCCGAGUGCAAGAAGACGCUGGCCGACGCGCGGCGCCUGCGCGGCCGCCUCGCCAAGGCCAACUCAAGCGGCGACUUGGGAGAGCUGUGUGCGGUGGAGGAGGACGGCACCGAGACGGAGGCGGACGCGCUGAGCGGCGGCACCGGAGCCGGCGGCGGCGGCGGCAUCGGCCCCGAGGCAUCGGUGUGCACGGCGCCUGCGGGCACCGGUCACCACCUGCCCGGUGUAUCCAGCGGCGGCAGCUGGGGCCUGGGCCACGGGCUGGGCGGCAGCUUCCACCAGCAGCACCACAUGCAGCGCAUUGACGAGGAGGGCGGCAUGAACGAGGGCAGCUCGCACUUCACCAACAUGUCCGCCGCCGCCACGCCGGCGGCGCUGGCCGGUGGUGACGCCGGCGCGAUGGCGCUGCGCCGUGCGCAGAGUAGCAGCGUGUUGGAGGUGGCCCGCGGCCACGGCACCAUGUCAGCCCCGGGGCCGCUGAUGCUGCAGCAACAGAAGAAGCCGCAGCUGCAACAGGCCCUACAGCCGCAGCAACAACAGCAGCAGCAGACUGCGUCGCUGCACGCCAACGCAGUGGCGGCGGCUGAGCUGGCCCUGGCGACCCAGGACUGCGUCAUCACGGAGCAGGACCUGGCGGCGCUGGGUUUUGACGACCUGCCGCAGCUGUCUGGCGGCUUCAGCAACGGCACGGCGCUGAACAAUGAAGACAUGGAUGAGUCGGCUGAGUCCAACGACGCGGCACGCAACUCGCAGAAGCACUCGCCCGAGGACCAGCAGCAGCAACAACAGCAACAACAAUACCGGCAGCAGCUGCUGCCGCAUCAAAGCUCUCUGCAGCACCAUAACUCCUUUGACCACGCGCAGGCCUCGGCGCAGCACCAGCAACAGCAGCAACAGGCUGCUAUGUCGCACGUGCAGCAGGCGCUGUCAUCGCAGGGGCCGCCGCCGCAGCAACAGCAGCAGCAGCUGAUGGGGCCGCCGCCGGAGCCUCAGCCGCUGGGGCUCCAGCACUCGAUGUCGGUGCAGUCCAUCCAGUCCAUGCAGUCCUCGAUGCCGCCGCCGCAGCAGCACCAGAUGGGCCUCCCGCGCGGCACACCGGCGCAGUCGAUGGCGAUGGGCAUGGGCUCGGCCCAGGCGCAGCUGGAGCAGCAUUUCGUGAUGCAGCAGAACCAGGCCCACGCGCAGGCCCAAGCGCAGGUGCAGGCACAGGCCCAAGCGCAGGCCCAAGCACAGGCACAGGCGCAGCAGCUGCAGCUCCAGAUGCAGUUGGCGCAGAUGCAGCGCGGUCAGGUGCAGGUGAUGGUGCAGCCGCAGGUGGCGCCAGCGGUGCAGCUGCAGCAGCAGAUCCAGCAGCUGCAACAGCAGGUGGCCAUGCAGCAGGCGCUGCAACUGCAGCACCAGCAACAGCAGCAACACCAGCAGCAGCACCAACAGCAGCAGCAACACCAGCAGCAACAACAACACGCCCAGUUGCAGCAGCAAGCGGUCAUGCAGCACCAGGCACAAUUGCAGCAACAACAGCAGCAGCACAUGCAGGCGCAGCUGCAGCUGCAGCAGCAAUACCAGCUGCAGCAGGCGCAGCAGCAGGCGCAGCAGCAGGCGCAGCAGCAGGCACAGCAGCAGGCGCAGCUACAGGCGCAGCAGCAGCGCAGCCUGUCUGUGCUGGACCGCCCAAUCAUGUACGGCACGGACCGCUCGCAGUUCUCAGCAGCCCAGCUGAGUCUGCUGGAUUCAAUCCUGACUGACCAGUACAAGCCCAGUGGCAUGAGCGGCCGGCACUAGCCCGCCACCUCGGUGACUCGGAGCACGCAACGCGAAAAGCGUGAAGCAAACAUGCCAACUGGAGCAGUGCGUGUUGCGCCGCCUAGGCCUAGGUCUGUGAUGCAUUUAUUCGUAUGGUUUCGGCGCUGUGUCCCGCUUUGCGCUUGCCUGUUUGUUGUGAUCUGUAUUUGUGGCAGGAGCUUGGGCUGGGUGAGGACAGCCCGAUCAGAUAAGGCUAAGCUUUGUUCCUCGGCGUAAUACAGUAUUGGUUACAUGCCAUUGGCAGGGCAAGCAGUGCCGACAGCAGGACUGAGUCGAUUCCCUCACAUGGCACUGCAGCACACGUGGGCAUUAAAACAAAGGUUUACGCGACCGUUUGGCAUGCUCGAUAAAGGAUGUUGCCGCGAAUCUUGUACGGUCGUGCCGCGCGCGUGUGUUGUGCUUGCAGCGUUGGUGUGCUGAAAAUUGGUGUAGCAUGCAUGGCUAAGCUCGUCGAUACUCGUUUCGUGAAAGCGUGUGCGCGUGAGCGUGUGUACACUUGCCGGGUGCCGAAGCGAUGCGGAUGUGCGCGGAGGUUGGGGAGAAAGCCGCUGGUGGGUGUCUGGGGGUUUAAUGCGCGACACGGGGAGGUUCGGGCUGACCGAGGGCAGCAGCAAAGAGCAUGAGAGACAGGGAUUCUCUUGUGACCUGAAGAUUGAGCAGGGGGCGUUUUGCCAUGAUGGGGGGGGGUCUUGGAACGCUGAGCGCACGCUGCUUUGGAGCCAGAGAGGCGCGUCCAUGUGCUGUUGUUGUAUAGGCGCAAUGGAAAUCAGUCGGGAACAAAUGUGGACUUGCAAUGCCUCCAGCUCGCUUGGUACGGCUUCGCAAGUGUUGGCGAUGAUACGAACAAAGUGAGGGGGACCGGGAUCAAGCCAUCAUUUUAAUACGGGACAGUUGCCGCACCUAAGGCGGCCCUUAGCGGUCGGGUUAGUCCCAGCAGGUUGGUACGGUCUGUCAGGGGGGUUACGGCCAGCAGGCCCGCGCGCAAGGAUUGGCGUGCGGGAGCCUUGCGCAGCCCUGAACCUAACGCUGCGAGUGCUAUUGUAUGUACCCACCGUGGGGAUGUUCGCACCAACCGUAGUCGACUGGACACCGAUAUUGCUUGCCGGGCGCCGGCUAUGCAACUACACUAUAAUACCUGUGUUUUGGGGUAGUCUCUGACGGCUAGGAUUCUCUCUACGGGAUGGUCUCAGCCGCCGAAACCACGAUAAUGUGUGUGUGAUGAUACCGCUCAUCUUAGAUCUCGGGAUGUCUCCGAUGCGCAUGGAGCGGCGCCGGGCCGGCUCCUCCCCUUGACUUUCCUGGAAGAGGGGCCGUGUAGCUUGGAUGCUUCUGGAGGCGCCUGGCACAGGUGCUGCUGUACUAGCAGUAAACUCGCAGAAUAAGGUGCAAAUGGGCACGCAGUGGCAAACAUGGAAUGCGGCGAGCAAAGGACUGGAGGGCUGGAGCACGGUAAACUGUGGUGUUGGGGGUUCUCAGGUGUAGCACCCAUCGGCGGGGUGUGGACGACUGACAGUCACGUGGCGUGGCCACAUGUAGGACCUGGCCUCACGUUGAGCAGGCUUCCCUGCCUGUGAGGUACGAGCAGAAGGGGCACUCUUCAACUUCGAGGCAAGAUAGCAGAAUGCAGAUGGGUCGCUGAAUUGCCGUAUUGGCUAGCUCGUGUGAGCAAGUGCGGUGAAGUAUGGCUUGAGCAUUUUGAUGUAAUAUACUAAGCAG
Messenger RNA from Chlamydomonas reinhardtii, 6365 nucleotides. RefSeq lists its product as uncharacterized. The transcript has 4 exons. The record is from RefSeq and is a predicted model, not a curated record. Bases 147 to 4628 code for a protein of 1493 amino acids. NCBI's taxonomy places the organism in Eukaryota, Viridiplantae, Chlorophyta, Chlorophyceae, Chlamydomonadales, Chlamydomonadaceae. Gene Ontology annotation, molecular function: zinc ion binding.